Messenger RNA from Symbiodinium pilosum, 1602 nucleotides. Lineage: Eukaryota; Dinophyceae; Suessiales; Symbiodiniaceae. The record is from the annotation of a GenBank genome assembly.
AUGGAAGAUGCAGCUGCAGAAGGUGCGGUCCAUGCUGGCUGCGUCUACCUUGUGGGAGCCGGCCCUGGCUCAGCGAAGCUGCUGACACUCCGAGCAUUGGAGGUGUUGCAGUCUUGUGACGUGGUGCUGUAUGACCGGCAGAUGAGCGUGCCGACCGUGCUUACCUUUGCUGUAGUGUACCUGGCAGCACCUGCACAGGCAAUUGCGCCAAGAGGAGGAUCCUCAGCUUUCCUUGACAAAGCUUCUCCUGGCUCCAUAGAGGUCCCGCGGCCAUCGCUCGCUCCCAUUGGAGACCUGAGCGAUGACGUCGGCUCCACUCACGCGUUUUGGCCUGUGGCAACCCUUCAUGGCGAUCCCGUUCAUAGGCUCCACGGGGAGAGACACUUGAAGCACUCCCCGCUCUGGAAAGUGGUGGGGCGAAGUCGCAAGACCUCGGUGAAACGUGUGCGCCCACACAUGGACAUCGAGGCGUUCUUCUCCUCGACCGUCGCCGGGCAGUGGGUAGCCUUCGGCAUGGUUUGGCUGCUGCUGCUGCGGCUAAGUCUGUUCAUGAACAAGCUGGAGCUGGAGUCUUCUUUGUCCCACGUGCUGGCUCUGGGGACGUGGAUUGUAGCGGGCAUGGGAUUCUUCGCUUGGACCUUUGCCUCUUCCGGCGCUAGAGCUGGGGAGAAGUGGCUAGAUGGUUAUGUGAUGGAGCUGGUUCUCUCAAUGGAGAACAUCUUCUUGUACCACAUGAUCCUGGUGUCUUUCAAGGUCCCUGCAAAGAUGGCCCGCUAUGCCCUUUUCCUGGUGUCCAUCUUCCAGAUGCUUUUCCAGAUGUUCAUGUUCAUGGGCAUCGCCGCCUGGAUUCAAGACUUAAAGGUGUUGCCAUACCUCCUGGGUGCCUGGCUGAUUCUAGUUGGACUUCAGACUAUGCGCGACGAUGACCACGAAAGCUUUGAUCCUGCCCACUCAGAAGCGUACAAGACCUUUCGAAUGGCUAUGGGAGAUCGGCUGCUACCACAUUACGAGCUGGACGGCAGCGUUUUCGUCUACAAGAACGGUAUCCUUUGUGUAACUAUGAUUGGUCCAGUUACCUGCUGCCUGUUGCUGGUGAUGUUUGCCAUGGAGGUUGACGUUACUCUGACCAAGAUAGAGGAGAUUGACAGCCACUUCAUCGCUUGGUCUUCAUCCGUGCUAGCAGCCUUUGCCCUGCCUGAGCUCUUCGUCGUGGUACGGGAGUUGCUGAGACGGUUUUACCUGCUGAAGAUCGGGAUCAGUUUCCUAGUGAUCUUCUUCGGUAUCCUGCUGCUCUUGAGGGAUGACGUCCAGUUGUCCGAUGCUGGUGAGCUGGCAGUGAUGUUCUGCAUCGUCAUGGGCUCCAUCAUUCUAUCGCCCGUUCUGGGCUACCAGCAGAGGGAAUCCUCGAUGUACUGCGAGGACAGCUCCAGCCGUUCCUUUGCGAACCAGAAGGAGGGCUGCAAAGAAGCCGGGGACGAUUCAGGGGCUGAUGGGGCGUCGGAAACUUCCACUGACUUCGCGUCCACCGACUUCGCGCUCUCCUGUGCAGACGUCCCAAGUCCAGACUGCAAUGCAGUCAACAAGGAUGUUCAGAGUGCUUAG